Hibiscus syriacus is the source of this 1176-nucleotide messenger RNA. RefSeq names its product protein PHLOEM PROTEIN 2-LIKE A10-like. Lineage: Eukaryota; Viridiplantae; Streptophyta; Magnoliopsida; Malvales; Malvaceae. The record is from RefSeq and is a predicted model, not a curated record. The coding region runs from base 1 to 1176 and encodes 391 amino acids. The transcript has a single exon.
AUGGAUGUGCAAUCAGUGAAAGAGUUGCUGGCAUUUUCAUGUAGGAAGAGAAAAUGGCUAAUGUUGUCAGCUAUAUGUGGAGCUUCUGGUUAUGGUGUUUACAAGGUGUUGAAUUCACCAUCCAUGGAGAGUAAAAGGAAGAGGCUUCUGAAGCUCUUCGGAGCACUGGUUUCAUUAUCCGAAUCGAUCUCGGAUUCCGCCGAGACCAUCAAUGUCAUCUCCAAGGACCUGAGGGAGUUUCUAAAAUCAGAUUCUGAUCAAAUUCCCAACAGUCUGAAGCAGAUUUCAAAGAUUGUUAGUUCGGAUGACUUUUCACAGUCUUUAAUCAGUACUACUCAGGCUCUAACAGUUGGUGUUUCGAGAGGCUGUAAGCAAGAGUCGGGGAAUGUUUCUGAACUGGAAAAUUCAAGCUUGACUGAUAAGGUAUUGGAUAGGGCUUUUUCUGAUUCUGGGACUGGUUUUGUAUCUGUUGUUGUUGGUAGCUUUGCUAGGAAUCUGGUGCUGGGAUUUUGCUCCAAUGGUGGACAAAAUGGUGGGUCAUCUGAUGUGCCCAAAUGGGUUUAUGACGAUAAAUGUAAAGAGCUAAUGGCUGAUUGCAUACAGAGAUUUGUAAGCACUGCUGUUGCGGUCUAUAUCGACAAGUCCAUGACCAUCAAUUCUUACGAUGAUAUGUUCGCCGGAAUGACCAAUCCAAACCAUCAAAACAAAGUCACAGACCUCUUGGUUUCCGUUUGUAAUGGUGUCGUCGAAACGCUGGUGAGAACGUCUCAUCAAGUUUUGACGAGUUCAAACCCGGCUUCUACUCGUGCAACCGUCAAUAAUUGCGAUGCGAAUGCCGGUGGCACGAGGGACGGUUUCGAUAACGGAGCGUUUUUAGUGAACAAUGGGUGGGCUGACAAGGUCUCAUCCACAUGGGCAGUUCCAAGGAAUAAGAAGUUUGUGCUAGAUGUGACCGGGAGGGUUACCCUCCAAACAAUAAGAUCUAUAGCUGUGUUUCUGUUAUGGAAGCUUUCACAGGGCUUGAAAAGAAGCGUUCGUGUUGUCCGUGAGGAAGUCGUUGAAAAAGGACUCGCCGUCGUCCGAUACGUCGGUGCGGAAUUGUCGGUUAUCGUCACCUUUUGUCUCGCCAUGUACUUGUAUAUCCUAGAUGGUAGAAGGGUUCUUUUACCUGCUUGA